This is a messenger RNA of Ostertagia ostertagi, 309 nucleotides long. Lineage: Eukaryota; Metazoa; Nematoda; Chromadorea; Rhabditida; Trichostrongylidae. The record is from the annotation of a GenBank genome assembly.
AUGAAGGUUUCUCUGGAAUACGGAGCUUGUAUAACGAUUUUGUUUUCAGCUGCCUUAAUAGCUGGAUCUAUUGCGAAGUACUUCGACUUUCCGAUUAUUCUGUGGGCGCCGACGUUUUCCUCGGAGUUACUGGACGGCAAUGAGUACUCGACCAUGAUGGCUCCAACGUGGAGCUCAGUGAACCAAGCUCGAACCCUAACGCGCCUAUUCGAGCGGUAUGACUGGAGAGAGGUGGCUGUACUUUACUACGCGGCGAGGAGCGAUGUCUCCCCGCGUUGCUCUUUGAUUAUAGCCGAUCUGGAGGUAUGA